GUUAGCUGCUGUUUUUAUUGCUACUUUCUCAAUAUCUUAUUAAUUAUUCUUUAUUUAUUAUCUAUUUCUGACAGUUUCCGGUUAGUAAAGUGAGAAAUUUAAAUUAAAUUAAUUGUGUGAAUAAUAAUAAUCUGAAGAUUUAACAGUUUUUCACACCAUCAUCUCCUGUUCACGGAUGCUAACUGCUAGCUAGCAGACAUCUUGACUCCACUAACAAGGUUCGUAAAGAAGAUGAAGAGGACGGUGAUGAAGAGGAGGCUACAUUAAAAACUAUGACUCCUGAGGUUAGGAUCAGAGUUAGCAGUUAACUUACAAAAGCAUCAGUAAUCAAGGCGGGCCCUGAGGACAGUGGACCGGGAUGAAGGGGGCCUACAUGCUGCCACACACCAGGGAUGCUGUCCCAAGACUGUGGAACAACAAGGGGGCGAGGUCGUCCGUCGUAUCAGGUAUCCAGCGUGUGACAUAAAUACUGAAGUCUUCCAUCAUAUAACAAAAAGUGUGUGGACUUCUCUCUCUGACGACAGCAGUUUCCUCCUCGUGGGACGGAGCUGACUCAUGACGAACUGGCUGAUGGAGCCUGUUUGUGUUUGGAUACAAACACUCCCAGAUGAAAAACUCAUCCGUGGACUUUAACAACGACAAUUCAGGGUACGGACUCUCCGAUCCGCUUCCAACGUUUCCAAUAAGUCGUAACGUGGAAUCUGGAAAGAAGAAGAGGAGGAGGCCAGGGAGGGAUGAAGAGAUGGAGGACUGACCAAUCACGUACGGCUGGUGCAUGCAGGAGAAACAUGGAUGUCUGGAGAGCGAAACACCAUCAGCAGUAAAGACACCGUGACUCCCAUCAGCAGUGAUCAGAAGAGGUCACGUCUUCCACCUCUCUCCGCUCCAGCUUUCUGUCCUUCAGCCGUUUACGAGACGCCCGGUAAAGGAGCCCCAUAUGGUGAAGGAAUGAUGAAGAGGUGGAAGAAGAGAAGUCAAAAGGAAACGUUCCUGAAGAGGAGAGGGAGCUUAAGAGGUGACGCCUGGAAGAAUUUCGGCCUCCCACCUGCUCAGCAUGGCCGCCCAUACUCAGGAAUCAACCAGACCGCCGGACUGGAGUCCAAACAGCAAGUCCACAAACCAACGGGCAGCAUGACAGUGACUGCAGCCAUUGCUUAUGCAGCUUUUCUCAUCACAUCAGAACCCUGCAGUCUGCUGCCCCGCCACACGCAGGUGGAGCCUCUGCUGCGUCCUGCUUUAGAUUUACAUGAAUCAACGAGGUCCCAGAUCAAAACAAGACCAAAGGAGGCAGCCAAGUGUCUGUCUGAGUGAAGUCAGACCCUGGAUGGAGAGCGGUUCCUCAGCAGCAUCAGCACGUGAGCAACAAACAAAAACAAUCAGACAGAAGAGGAGGAGGAAGAGGAGGAAGAGGAGGAAGAGAGGAGAGUCUCUCUAACGUCAUGAAGAGUCCAGCAGAGGACAGAGACUGUCCAAAACACAUUUAAGAUUUCAGGCCCCGGCGCUCCAGUUAAAAAACAUCUAAAAAUUCAGAUGUUUUCCAUCGCUGAUCCUCCGCCCAGGAGGGACCUGUAAAGCUCACAGAAUUACAUCAGAGAGAGAGAAGAGGAGGAGGAGGAGAGAGAGAGGAAGAGAGGAGAGGGAGGAAAAAUUCUUCAAGUAUGAGAAAAUUUUACAGCUCUCCUCCCCUCUCUCCUUCUCUCUCUCUCUCCUUCUCCCUCUCUCUCUCUCUCUCUCUGUCCAUUCUGCUGCUGGUCAGUCUGUGAGAGAUUCCCAAACACACACAGAGAGGCUUCAGAAGCUGCUGAGAGUGAACGUCCACCUGCAGCUCUGAGCAGGUCUACGGAGAGCGGAGAGGAGGAUCACCCUGCUGGAGAUCUGCAGUCAGAGCGCUGAUAACCCGAUCAUCUUUGAAAUAAGUAAAUCUGCUCCAAUUCCCUGAGCAGGCAGAAAGUCCAGCAUCUUUUUCUACACCUUACUUUUUUUCCCUGAACAACCAGAGGAGGAUACUUCCCUGCUCUGACUCUGGAAAUGUCUCCCUCCCUCCUCCUCGUCCUCCUCCUGGCUGCCCCCGCCUUCCUGACCCCUUCACCCUCCAGGGAGUUAGAGGUCAGAGGUCACAGGAUGCCCAGGGACACCAAGCAGGACUCCAUCAAGGUGGUGAUCUCUGAGGGCUGCGCUACUCAGGGGGAUUCAUCUGACGCCAGCCUGGGAGGAAAAGAAAUCGACCUGACCCCCGGCUCUCCUCUGGUCCUGACCCAUAAGAUCAAACUGGUCCCAUCCGGUUCUGGGUCCGGGUCUUGCGGCUGCGAGGCGGACUUCGCCGCCCUGCGGGAGCGUCUGGAGAGGCUGGAGAGGGAGGUGUCCAGCCUGAGGGAGAAAUGCGGAGGAGCCGAGGGAGGCUGCUGCACCUCCAAGGAGAGCAAAGGUGUGGGCUGUACCAUCAAACCAGGCGUUGGCGAGUGUCCCAACGAGUGCAAUGAUCAGGGUCGAUGCGUGGACGGCAAGUGUGUCUGCUUCCCAGGUUACAGCGGAACGGACUGCAGCGAGUCCAACUGUCCUGGAAACUGCAACAACAAGGGCAAGUGUGUGAACGGACAGUGUGUCUGCGAUCCUGGUUUCACUGGUCCCGACUGCCUACAGGGAGGCUGCCCUGACAACUGCAGCAACAAGGGGCGAUGCGUCAACGGGAAGUGCGUGUGCGACAGCGGCUUCACCGGCCCGAGUUGCUCGGACGAAUCCUGUCCUGGUAAGUGCAACAACAAGGGGCGCUGCGUCAACGGACGGUGUGUGUGUAAUCCUGGAUUCACCGGACCAGAUUGCUCCAAGAGGGGCUGUCCGGACAACUGCAACAACCGAGGAAGGUGUGUAAACGGUAGAUGUGUGUGCGAAAGCGGUUACUCUGGUACAGAUUGCUCAAAGUCCGCCUGCCCUGGGAACUGCAACAACAAGGGGCGCUGUGUAGACGGGGAGUGUGUCUGCGACGAGGGAUUCGGUGGCCCAGAUUGCUCGGAGAUAAUCUGCCUAAACGACUGCUACGACCGGGGGAGGUGUGUGAACGGUCAAUGUAUGUGUGACGCUGGCUUCACGGGGGAGGACUGCUCUGAGACCGCCUGUCCCGGAAACUGCAACAACAAGGGGAGGUGUGUUAACGGACAGUGCGUCUGUGACAGCGGCUUCACUGGCAAAGAUUGCUCUGAGAGGGCCUGUCCCGGAAACUGCAACAACAAGGGGCGGUGCGUUAACGGACAGUGCGUCUGUGACAGCGGCUUCACUGGGAAGGACUGCUCUGAGAGGGCCUGUCCUGGAAACUGCAACAACAAGGGGAGGUGUGUUAACGGACAGUGUGUCUGUGACAGCGGCUUCACUGGGAAGGACUGCUCUGAGAGGGCCUGUCCUGGAAACUGCAACAACAAGGGGCGGUGCCUUAACGGACAGUGCGUCUGUGAUGCUGGCUUCACCGGCGAGGACUGCUCUGAGAGGGCCUGUCCUGGAAACUGCAAGAACAGAGGGCGGUGCGUGAACGGGAAGUGCGUUUGUGACAGCGGCUUCACGGGUGACGAUUGCUCUGAGAGGGCCUGUCCUGGAAACUGCAAGAACAGGGGGCGGUGCGUUAACGGACAGUGCGUCUGUGACGCUGGCUUCAUCGGUGAGGACUGCUCUGAGAGGGCCUGUCCUGGAAACUGCAAGAACAGGGGGCGGUGCGUUAACGGACAGUGCGUCUGUGACGCUGGCUUCACCGGUGAGGACUGCUCCGAGACCGCCUGCCCCGGAAACUGCAACAACAAAGGUCGGUGCGUUAACGGACAGUGCGUCUGCAACGAUGGAUUCACAGGCGAAGACUGCUCCGCCAAAGCGUGCCCCAAUAACUGCAGCAACCGUGGGAAGUGCGUGAACGGGAAAUGCAUUUGCGACGUUGGCCUCGCUGGGCCGGACUGCUCCGCCAAAGGCUGCCCCAAUAACUGCAGCAACAAAGGAAAGUGUGUCAAAGGAAAGUGCGUUUGCCGGCGUGGGUUCACCGGACCGGACUGCAGCCAGUGCGAGGAGGGAAAGACCGGACCUAACUGUGACACAGCCAUGUCAGGUGUUUCUCAGCUGACCACUCGUGAUGUGACAGAGACAUCCGUCACUCUGCUCUGGACUCCGCCUCCCAUCCAGUACAUGACCUACUACAUCACCUUCACCAGCCAGAAGGAGAGUGACCAGCAGAUCAACGUGCAGGUGGACGGCAGCCUGAACACCUUCACCCAGACGGGGCUGGCGGCAGGUCAGGAGUACACGGUCAGCAUCACCGGAGAGAUCGACGGCAGGCGAGGGGCCGAGAGCACCGCCGAAUUCAUGACCCUCAUCUCCGGUCCAUCCAACCUCCACGUUGUCAAGACGUCCACGACCUCGGCAGUUGUCCAGUGGGAGGAGUCUCAGGGUGAGAUCGACAGGUACCGUCUGACCGUCACGGCCAACGACGGAUCAGGGAGGAUUAAAGAAAUGACCGUUCCAGCUGGCCAAGACUCCGCCCACAUCCAGGAGCUGGAGGCGGGGCGUUUGUAUGACAUCAUACUCGUGGCGGAGAAAGGAGGGAGUCAGAGCGGACCGGCAACCACCCAGGUCACUCCAGGACCGGAGCCUCCCACCGACAUAGUCUUCAGUGAGUUGACUGAAAAGUCUCUGACCGUGUCGUGGACCAAACCCAAGACUCCGGUCAGUGGCUUCAAGGUCACCUACACCCACUUGGAGGAAGGUGAGCCGGUGUCGGUGUCUGUGGACUCAGGCGACUCCAAUCUCCCCCUGUCCAAGCUCUCGCCCGGGUCUACCUACGAGGUCAGCAUCAUCUCCGUCCUCGGACUGGACGAGAGCGAUCCACUGAAGGACUCUGUCACAACUCUCCCCGACCCCCCAACAGACCUCAGAGCUGUAAACGUCACAGACACAACCGCCUUGCUGCUGUGGCGUCCAGCGUUGGGUGCUGUUGAUAAAUACGCCAUCGUGUACGGAGCUGGUACAGAUUCAGAGUUGAGGAUCUCAGUGUCUGGAAACACAGCAGAGCAUCAGCUGAGCGGUCUGGAAGGAUCCACCACCUACACCGUCAGAAUAACCAGCCAGCUGGGCAGCCAGGAGAGCACCGAGGCCACCACCAGCUUCACCACCACCAGAGGUUCAGGCGGAGACGGCGAAGGACCACGAGAUCUUCAGGCGAGCAAUGUGACUCCUCGCACCGCCAUGUUGACGUGGAAGCCGCCCCUGAACCCCGUGGGAAGCUACAGACUGACGUACCAGACCGAAGACCAGGGGAUGAAGGAGGUGAUCGUGGACGCCUCGGUGACUCAGUACAACCUGAGCAGACUUUACCCCGGCUCGAAGUACUCUGUGCAGCUGCAGGCAGAGAGCGGAGGAGUGUACGGCGCCGCCAUCUCCACCGAGUUCACCACGGGCCCGCUGAGGUUCCCGUUCCCCACAGACUGUUCCCAGGAGCUGCUGAACGGCAUCAGGACGUCAGGAGAGCUGGAGAUCUUCCCUACGGGCAAACACGGGACGACCAUGAUGGUUUCCUGCGACAUGGAGACGGACGGAGGCGGCUGGACGGUCUUCCAGAGGAGGAAGGACGGCUCGGUGAACUUCUUCAGGGGAUGGAAGGAUUACACGAGAGGGUUCGGAGACGUGAACGGAGAGUUCUGGCUGGGACUCGAUAACCUUCACAACCUGACCACCAUGACCCGGAUGAAUCUGCGCGUCGACCUGCGAGACCAAGCCGACGCGGUGUUCGCUAAAUACAUGACCUUUGAGGUGGCGAAGAGGAACUACAAACUGUCUGUGGGCGGGUACAGCGGCACGGCAGGCGACUCUCUCACGUAUCACAACAACCGGCUGUUCUCCACCAAAGACCGGGACCCCACGCCGUUCAUCACCCGCUGCGCCAUGUCGUACCGAGGAGGCUGGUGGUACAAGAACUGCCACGAAGCCAACCUCAACGGGCUCUACGGCAUCGACGUCAAACACCAGGGAAUCAUCUGGACCAGCUGGAAGGGCAAAGAGCACUCCAUCCAGUUCACCGAGAUGAAGAUGAGACCGGCGUCCUUCAGAGGAUGAAGAAUUAGAGGAAGAGGAGGAGGAGGAUGAUGAACUGUUAAACACAUGCAUGGACAGCAGUGUUGUUCAUUACAUGUGCUCACACACACACACACACACACACACACACACACACACACACACACACACAGCAGAGAUGAAGUCGUAUUUUUUCAUUUGUAUAGAGGUCAGUUAUCAGUAUUUUACUGUAGAUUGUACAGUUUUUAUCUUUACUUCUUAAAGCAGGGCUGCUCCCACUUCUUUCUCCGUAUUUAAAGGGCCAGUUCACCAACAUGAGAACAAAACACAGCCAGCCGCGCCCUGAGUUUAAAGGUUGAUCGUAACGCUCCUGCAGAUACUCGGGUAUAAAGACAGAGUGUCGUUUACAUGGAGCGGAUGUUCGCAGCACUUUAGAGGCGACUGUCUUAAUGUUCACAGAGAAGACAUCGAAGGGUUAAUACGAGGCGUAUAAAGGAACAGUUCCCCAAGAAUGAUCCAGAUUAUGAAUUCCACUGUUUUCAAUCCAGAACCAGAGCUCUAAAUGGAACUGCUUGUUACAUACUUUGUCCACAAGGGGGCGCCAGACUCCACACAAUGUUACAGAACCACACGGCUGCUUUAAAAGACAGAUGUUUGAUAUUAACCGCUUUAUGAUGGAUCGUCUACAACCACAGUGGCCACGGUUACAUGAUGUUUCUUAAUUCUGAAUUGAGGUUUACAUGGAAAACACAUUUAAUCGUCUUUAUUCCUCUUAAGGUCUGGGGGUUGGGAAGGGUUCUGAUUGGACAGGAGUGGCGUGACGUCCUGCUUCAACUAUUUCCACUUGUGUUUUUUUUACCUGGGUGGCGUCUCUGUCAGGGAAACCUCCCUCCAUUAACUCGGACGCUACAGCUUUAAGAAGGUCCACAUUUUGAUGCUUCUGUCCAUCAACUCUUUUCAUCAUAUCCAUUUCUUCUAAGGCUCCUGUUAAAUAAAUAGUCUCAGCUCGAGUCCAA
Messenger RNA from Notolabrus celidotus (New Zealand spotty), 7055 nucleotides. Its product is annotated as tenascin-like. The record is from RefSeq and is a predicted model, not a curated record. The coding region runs from base 2029 to 6081 and encodes 1350 amino acids. Lineage: Eukaryota; Metazoa; Chordata; Actinopteri; Labriformes; Labridae. The transcript is spliced from 27 exons. Gene Ontology annotation, molecular function: protein binding.